GGAGGCCGGAAGCGGCCGCGCUGCGCAUGCGUCCUCCUUUCCGCUCUUGGGCCCGCCGCCGCCGCCACGGUGAGGCCGCGCUCCCGGCCUGCAUCGGUCUCGCAUCGGCGCCAUCCCGGGGCGGCGCCGCGGGGCCGCCGCUCGGCAGCGGCGGGGCAGCUGCCGCCCGGUCCCCCGCCGGGAUGUUGAUGCCCAAGAAGAACCGAAUUGCCAUCUACGAGCUCCUUUUUAAGGAGGGAGUGAUGGUAGCCAAGAAAGAUGUCCACAUGCCCAAGCACCCCGAGCUGGUAGACAAGAACGUACCCAACCUCCAUGUCAUGAAAGCCAUGCAGUCUCUGAAAUCCCGCGGUUAUGUGAAAGAGCAGUUUGCGUGGAGGCAUUUCUACUGGUACCUGACCAACGAGGGCAUCCAGUACUUGCGCGAUUACCUCCACCUUCCCCCUGAGAUCGUGCCCGCAACCUUGCGCCGUAGCCGCCCCGAGACUGGCCGACCGCGGCCCAAAGGUCUGGAAGGUGAACGCCCUGCUCGUCUUACUCGGGGAGAAGCUGACAGGGAUACUUACAGACGCAGUGCUGUUCCACCUGGUGCUGACAAGAAGGCUGAGGCUGGUGCUGGAGCAGCUACUGAAUUUCAGUUUGUGCUGCUGGUUAGCAGUAGUCGUCAUCCCGACCGAUGGAUUGUCCCCGGAGGUGGCAUGGAGCCGGAGGAGGAGCCCAACAUGGCUGCUGUGCGAGAGGUCUGUGAAGAGGCUGGAGUGAAAGGGACGUUAGGAAGACUAGUGGGAAUUUUUGAGAAUCGGGACAGGAAACACAGAACAUAUGUUUACGUACUUAUCGUCACAGAAGUGUUGGAAGACUGGGAGGACUCUGUCAAUAUUGGAAGGAAAAGGGAAUGGUUUAAAAUAGAAGAUGCCAUAAAAGUUCUGCAGUAUCAUAAACCAGUGCAGGCCUCAUAUUUUGAAACCUUGAGGCAAGGUUGUUUGGCAAACAACGGCACUCCCGUCAUGACCACGACGUACUCUGAGAGCUCUGUGUCUGACAUCAGAUGACUGAAGACGUCCCUAUGAGAGAAAUUUUGAAAAAUAGACUGAAAUGUGGAUUUCCCUCCCCCCUCCCCUUUUUCACAUGCCUCCUCUAUCAAACAAGGCAUGGGCAGCAGCCUGUGGCAGAGCAAGUGUUAAGAGUGCUGCAAUUUAGUGCAAGGUGGGAUUUUUUGUUAGCUUUUUUUUUUUCCUUUUCUUUUUUGGAUAUGUAUUUUGUAAAAUACAUUUUGUGCAUGAAGUGCCCCUUUCCCCUUACAUCGCUUCCAUGGCCUGGAGAGCGAGGCUGCCAGUUUCGCCUCUGCCUUGUGUUCUGAAGUGUCCCGUUCGUGUCAUCCCAGCCAUAGCCACUUUUUUUUUUUUUUUUUAAUUAAAAGACUUCAAAUGUGAGAUCAGCUCUUUAAGUCUUAGUCUGUACUGUAAGGUGCUGUUCAGACCUGUGUGUUGGUCACUUUCAGCGCAUAUGUAUAAACUUUUUUUUAGAUGGAGAAUCUAACAUUUUAAUUUUGCAGGAAUUUUUUUAAUCCUGGUCUGCUUCUGAAAAGAAGGGUUCAUAAUUAAUCUGUUUUGCCUUUUGUUCUGUUUUUUAAAAAUACACAUUCUGUGACAGUGCUAGUGGCUGGGCCAGUUUACUCCCCUUUCAGUAUCUCCCAAUUUAGCGCAGUGACACUUGAAGUUGAGGGCAGAGAUUUGAUCACCUGCAGACAUCCCUGCUGCUCAGUUGCUUCUCCUACAGCUUCCGCCAAUGUUUCUGCUUUUACAUCACAGUGAAACAAAAGGAAUUGGUCUUUAUCACUUGGCCAAAAAUAAAUAGCCUCAGAUACGCUAUGGUAGAAACUGAAUUUCCUUGUAUGUGGUAGGAAUCAGGGAUUCAGAGUGGGGUCAAAGUCUGACAAACUGGAGCGUCAAUCACCAAUGCUGUUCUGCUGAUCCUGCUGCAUUUUGCUGAUGUCUCUUCUUGUCCACAUGCCUUAUACCGUGCUGAACUGGAUAUUGUAAUUUGUGCUAAAGCAUCGGAUUGUACUUACUGAGUGUUAUUGCACGAACCCUUGGUUGGAUAACUGUGUGUGUCCCUGAAAAGAAGUCCUGGGGGAAAAAUUCAGGUGUUCAAUCUCUUGUCCUGUGGUUCUGCAGCACUUGCAAUUGCACCGUGGAGCAUGCUCCGAAUGUUUAACCUCUCCCUCCGUGAAAGGUACAACUGACUCCCGAGCAGAGAUGCUAGCUGGAGAAGUACACCGUUGAGUAGGGUAGUUCCCCUGAUGCAUUGGCACACUUCACACUUUUUGUUGUUUUUAUUGAUGUAAGUUUCAUGCUGUCUUGAUUUGCCAACAGUGUUGUCUAGUUGGGAAAUAAAAUGGGAAGGGUUGGGGCUGGGGGGUGGGUUGGGACAGGUACACGUUUGGGAGGGGCAUUAAUUAAUCCCUGGCUUGGGACAAGAGGUAGUUGCUGAAUUCAGUAACAUCUCCAUUGUCAGAGCAUAGCCAAGAUGUGAAAUUAAAUCUGCAGUACUCUUUUUCUCUUUAUUUAACGAAAAAUAUUCUAAUAAAUACUCACUGUUCCAGAGUGUUCUCUCUUCCCGAGAAGCGCUUACAUAUGAAAAUCUGAUAGAAAUAUCCAUGGAGCCUGGGACUAGGGGGAAUGGUAUCCUUGCCGGUUUGGCAAGAAGCUGUUCAUUUUAAGAUCCUAUUCUGUUCCUUUACUUGUUCUCCCUGCUUUCAUCAGUGUGGAGUAGCAAGGCCAAAAGCAGUGCCAGUGAUCACUAACAUGAAAAACCAUGCAUAAGAAAAAGCUGAGAGGCAUUAUUCAAGCAGUAGCUUGAAACCGAGCAUCUGGAAUUGAGCCUAAAUUACACCAGUUCAGUUCACUUCAACUUAGAGACGAAUGUACAGUCCUUUCUUACUCUGUGCUGAUCGGCCUGAACCAAACUCUCAAAAGGGCUUGAAUUCUGUAUCUGGAAAUGUGUAAGAAAUUCAUGCAGUCCGCUGUUACCAAGCCGUGAGUGGCACCUAACACAGCCAUCUACUGCCUUCAAUUGAGGUUUCUUUUGUCUUUACUGUACAGAUUAGUAUGUUGAAAAUGCUUUGCAACAAAACAGCUGGUACUCCUGAAAGAGUAACUGCAGUUUUAAUAUCAAUAGCAUGCACACUUUUGUUUUUAAAACUAAAAAUGUUUUUACAGGGCUGUUAAACUGACAAUUUAGGGUAGAAUAUUGUUAAUGACUUGCUAAUGGCUUAUUUGUUUGGGUCAGAAAAAUAAAUUGUGCCAAGAAAGUGUUUUAAUGUGGCAUGAAUUGAUGCUGUUAACACAGUAACAUUGAGUGGCUGAUAUUAUGCCUUCUUAACUGGAAGUAGCUCCUGGGGUAGAGCUAGUCUUUAUUCAACAGACGCGUGUUUCAAACGGGCCCGGCUCCUGUUCUUCCUAAAUCUCCUCCUGCACCGCACGAGUUCCCAUCUUCCUCAGCAUCUGAGGUGGUUCUGUAAUAACUGAUACAGCUACAUGACCUAUCCGUUUAAGCGAUUUUAUCCAAAAUUAUGCCUAAAUUGGUUUGGGACCGACAAUCAAACUACCGUGACAAAAAUGUUUUAGAGGUGGCCUGCUCGUUGGGUUUUGCAGUGGAGACCAGCGCCAGCUUCAUUACACUGCUUAGGGCCAGUGUCAUUGACCAACUACUAAAACCACCUGUAGGAUUAGACUUGGACUUCCAGCUAAAACUGGUGCUACUGAGCUGGUUUUGGAAAUUGUGGAGUUCUUACCUCAAACUAUGUAGUGUCUAGACUGACCCCUUACAUCGAGCAUUACGAUGUGUUUCAGCUUUCCGAUCAAGGCAAAUGUCCUGUGUUUGGCUUCCACCAUAGCUUCUCUCUCAUUUGGCACUGGCAUAUUCGUGGGUGUUUUCUAACUGAAAUAGAGGAAUUUCUAUGCUUUGUUUAGAAAUCCCCUGAGUUUGCAGCAAGUUUGUUUGUCACCCUAAAAUUGCAGGUUUGGUGUGAUUGUCUUAGUUCUCUGAAAUCAGUUCUUAGAGCAAGCUGUCCAUGUGUUCCUUGUACGUACAAGGACACUUUGGUGGUGGUCUACUGAGGAGCAGGUCUGCCUAUAAAGAGGGAGGGGGGAAAUUACUGGCUCUUGAAACACUUGAGUACUAGAUUUCUCUGUGCACCUACGUGUGGACCUCAGGGUUGCAAGAUCAGUAGUGACGUAACAGGAAUAGGGAGACAUGCUACUUAUUUUAGGGAAAUUCUUUGAGCAGUUUCCACUUCUGAACAGUGAUUCACUUCCUCUGGUGUUGUCAAAGUUAGAAAUCCUUGUCCAGAGGAGCCGCAUCCUGCCAUCUGGGCUUUUAAACGCGUUUGAGUCUGUAAUGGGAGAAGGGAAGCACAUUCAGCACUUAAAUCACACUAAGCGCACUGUGUCCCUUUUAACCUCAAAAUACCUAAAAUAAUCUGGCCUCUGUCACUGAGGGGUUUGACAGGCCGGCUUGCAUUGCUGCUGUGGCAGUACGGUGUUAGCUGGUGGUUUAAGCUGAUGCUGCGUGGCUGCUGUACCGGCAUUUGCUCUAUUCUGUUGACUGUGACAUGGGAGAAAAAGGAAGAUGCCCCUGGGGUGUUAAUGCCUUUACUGCUUUUUGAUUUUUUUUUUCUCGAGCACGUUUGUCAGAUCCCAUGCUUUUGUGAUGGUUUUAGCUGACACUUAAAACUCGAGAGGCAGGUGAAAGCCCCUCUGCAGUAUAGUGCCAAAUGUAAUUAAACUUAGUGGAGCUGAAAUUUUAUAUACAAGCUCUAGGAAGUCUCUCUCAAAUGUGGCUUAGCUAUGGUGGAACAGCAAUUUCUGUGCAUUGGAUAACAUCAGUUUAGAAGUCUUGUGCAGUAGAUACUAUACAAUACAGGAGAGUCUUGGAGUUGUUGCUGUAAAAUGGUUUUUGGUUGCAAAUUUGACUUGGCUCACGUAGGGGGGCUUUUCAAAAGCACAUUUUAAAAGGACAAAAACCAGUUCAGUUGAAAAUAAGUAUCAUUCUCUGUUCAGUGAAGCUUUUCCAUUUUAUUUAAUAGAUGUGCCACACUACUGUACAUGCUAAUGCUCGUGACUGGUUAUGAGAGGCGUAAUGCGAUUUAUGACAAAACUGGAGAUUGUGGCACUGCCAGGCCCAGGAGGUAAUGGAUUUUCCCUGGAGAUGCCCCGAAAAGAGUUAAAUGAGGGUGUAUUUUCCUUUCUUCCUGAAAAAUGGCAUUCAGUGCUGCUAACAAGAAAGCACUUUUGGUCUCUUCACAAAGAUGUCUUUGGUCUCUUUACAAAGAUGGAUUGUUUAUUUUUAGACAAUAGUUUACUGGAGAUGAGGGAAACACAGUAUUAUAAAAAGCCAGGGGUGGCUUGUACCUCCUUUAUCUUUGCAUAGUAUUUCUACUUCUUAACAGAGCUGGCAGAGCUGUUUUGUGCUGUCUCACUGCUUAGCCAAAGCUCCUCUGCCAGAGCUCAGAAAACCCUUGCUGUUUUCUUCAGAGCUGCAGUAACUUCUUAGAGAGGCAGAUGCCAAACAUUCGCAUUUCUAGGUGUAUUGUUUGGCCAAAUAUUGCUUUGAGCUACUGCCGACUUUGUAAAGUAAAGGCAUGGUAAUUUUUCAAAUUCAAAAUGCAUUAGACUUUAAAUUAUAAAAACUCUUUAGGACUGAUGCAGUGGUAACUAAAAGAGAGGCAGAAUAUGGAUAGCGAUCCUGCUUACCAGUUGCUGUGCCACGCACGUCGGGUAGGGUAAAUACUGCUUUCUCACGACUCUGAGCUCGCGGAAGGAGGCAGGUAGCCGCUGCGUGGUUUUACAGCUGAAGUGUGCUGAGAUGCAUCUAUAAAAGGGUGUCUGAAUUAGGCUGUUUAGUAAGCGUGAGGCAGUUGCAUUGCCUCUGGCAAAAAAGAUAAAUCGGAAGUUGCUGGUGGUCAGCUAACUUGUUUACAUUUAAUGCUAUUAGACAAAGCUGAAGUAAUAGACUGAUAUUACUGAUAAACGCCAUUAACCAAUAACUAUAAUUGAAACCUAAUAUAAGGGGAUUAAAGUAUGGGCUUUAACAGAGGGACACUUCGUAAUGAGUCUUUAAAAGCUGCUGCUUGAAUCAGAUUAGGGGUGGGGGGGAGAGUAUACCUGGCUUGUUAAAGUUUUGCUAUUUAUUCCCUCCAUCCCUUGCUCGUAGUAAGUGAGGUAAGGUAAGGUGGAAGAAAUACUUGGAGUGUCUGGUGGUUCUUGAUAGAAAACAUGCUAUGAUUUAACUGAGUUGUUCUUUGUACGUUACACUAUAAGAAACUGUUAGAUUUGCAAAUAAAUGAAUCCCAGUCAGGGCUCUCCUCAGAUAAAAUCUCUUGACUUGGUCUGUGGUCGGAAGGUGGCACAGACAGAGGAGGGUUUGCAUGCGCUGUCCUUUUGCAUUUUUUUAAAAAGACAUCCUUUGGGAAUUUUUUCCUUUUUCUUCCAUUUUGGAAACUUGGUUCCUUCCUCUUACGUAGAUUCGACUGCAGCUUAGCACUGCAGGCACGUUCUCCAAAGUGGUGCAGCACAGCCCGAAAGGUUGCGUGAUGCUGGCGGUGAAGUAGCAGCGUCACGCUGCGGUGGGGAUGUACUCCAGCGAUCCUGCACGGGGAGCUUAGCAGCGACCGGUGUGGAAAUCUGCACCCAGACACCCUGCUGCCGAGGGACUGAUGGCCGGCGUUCGAGUUGCUGUAGAAGAAGGUAAGAGAGGGGAUCUUCAGGUCUGAAGAACCUUUGUUUCAAGGUCUAGCAAGGAACUGGAAUUGAAAUAUUAACAUCAACCCUCAUAGCUAGACAGACGAGCAGUGCAUGCACCUCCCGCAAGAUUUCUGCCGAGCAAGAAGGCAGCUUGAUUCAGUGUGAUCUUGAAUGUGCCUUAAAGCAAACUCUAUUAACUGAAAAAUUGAAAGGGACUGGAAUGUGUUAGAAUGUUGCUUUUUCCCUUGUGCAGAGACAAAGUAUUCAGUGGCUAAAAAUGUGGGUAGGGAAUGUCAGGAAUCUUCGCUUUCAUUCCCAAUUCUAGCACUUGCGCUGGGCCUCUGCCUCAAGUUUUCCACGCAGAGAAUAUUUGCUCGCCAUUUUGCAGCACACUGGUUGCUUCAGAAGAGCAAAAUGUUUGAAGCUGCGCAGAUUGAACGUUUACCUCCUCCAGUUUCGACAACUUUAAAUGUUCUUGCUCAUUCUCAAAGACACGAUUUUAUACCAUAUGGAUGUGUUUUAUGCUUUCCAGACAGCCAGAUGCAAUGUUUGCACCUGUGCAAAGCAUCCGCUCUUGUCGGAUGUGGGUGAUCCGGGAGUUUGUGAAAGAUGUGUUUGAAUAUUUAACUUUCCCUGGAUGGAAACUGUGGCUGGUGGUGAUUCUCAGGAGGGCUGGGGCUGAAAAUGUGUUGGACUCUCUAGCUAAACUUGCACCAGGAAAAUUAAAUUAGCGUGGACUCGUGUUAAUUGUGACAGAGCCUCCAGAACUGGUGCAGACAGUCGGCUAGUGCAGACAGAGCACUUCGACACCCUGCAGAAAGCGUAACUGCUGCUGCUGCUUUUCCCGGGUCCAAGCUGAGCUCUCUGUAACUGUGCUAAAAAUGACAGGAAUAGAUAUAACAGAUCAGAUUACUAUUGCAAGUAGGACGUUUGGAAGCUGGUCUUUCCGCAGAAUGGACCUGUUAGGUUUGCUCUCCCUGCAGGCAGCGAAAGGUUCAGCAAUCGCAGCAGUGGUGAUGGACGCCCCAAGUAUCGCGGCUGUAUAUAGCACGCAUUAGGAGAGAUCGAAACGUUUGUGUGCAGACUGCUUGGUUGGGUUAGUAGCAGAUGUUAAGGUUAUUGCUUCAGGAACUUGAGAGUUAUUCUAGGGUGAAGAUAGCGUGCAGAUUUCAUGCCCAACUCGGUACUGCACAGCACGUGCUGGCGGAAGGAUGCUUCCCACGCCGGGUGUUUUCCAUCAUCUUGGACCGCCACGCUGAAAUGAACUUCGGAGUGAGAAAGUGUAUUUGAGGAACUCUUUUCUUAUAAAGAUAAUUGCAUUAACAGCGUUGUAUAACGCACUGACCGCUGCGGUGGCACUUUUGAAUGGCUCGGCCUUUCCCUCCUGGCUCCGUCCUUCCUGCUCGGUGAGAGCAUCGUCUAGCGGCUGCGCCGGCGGGAUUCUGCCGCGCUCCUCACCGGAGCAUCGUGCCUCUUCUUUUCUCAGCGUUGGGAGGGAUUUGGUUACGGUUGGAGAGAGCUCGUGGCUUCAGGGAUGGGAGGUGGUGUGUAGAUAUGUGUAGUGUUUUAUUGGGUAUAUUGUCAUGAGGUCUGUACAUAAUUACGAAAGAGGUGUAGAUGGGUGGAAAAGAACAGUUAACUGGAUUAAAGAUGUAUUUUAGGGGAUUCUUAAAUCUCUUUUUGGUGCUAGUUGAUGGGGUUUUUUUCUUUUUUUUUUUUCUUUUGUGGGAAAGUGAGAAUUUUGGAGUUAUACUUGAGAAAUUGGAUCUAGAAUUGCCUCUGAAACUGAUCUUGGGAAAUCCUAAACUUCCUGUAUGUCAUACUUUGUAUUUAUUAAGUCAGGAGUUUUUGAAGCUAUCACCCUUGUGUUUUCUGCAUAAUCUUUUCGUAAACACCCUGAGUGACGCUUUGGGGAGGGAUACCCAAGCUGAGGGCACAGAGUCCCAGACUGAGUAGACGACCAGGGUACAUCACUGCACAAACAGCCCAAGCUGGAUGUCAGUAAGUCUGAGCAUAACUGUCUUAGGCUUUUCCAUUCCUUAUCUAACCACGAUACCUCCGAGAUCAAAGCCAUGGGUCUUUGACUGUGCGCUGUCUUUCUGUUUAUUCGCUGGUGUCUGUAUAUGGCUCUGCAUGAGAUGGUACAUUUGAACUUACCUUCGUGACCAAGGAUAAGAUUGUGUGAUACCAGUCCAGGUACCGACCUUCACUUACCUCUUCGGCUGGUUUCUUCUGCGGUUGGCAGAACAAGCUGAUACUGCCAACGUGAGCCGUCCCUCUGGGAAAUGCUUUCUAAACAUUGUAGAUUAUUUCUGAGUCGCUCGAGUAUCCAGGACCGGGGUGGUGGUGCACACCCGCUGCAGCAGAGCGUGGUUAGUGCUGACCUGAGGUUUCGUGCCAACGUUAUGAAUUGAUGUUUUUGAUGGGGAUGUAUCCGUGAGGCUAUGGUGCUGCUGCUGUUCAGCUGUCAUUUCCAAAUGGAAAUGUCAAAUAAGUUCAGAGGAGGAGAAACUGAUGUAGAGAACAAACUUGCCAAUCUAUUGGAAUUGAAAGAAGCCUGAGAUUUUCAGUGAAGCUUGGGAAGCUACAUGCUCAAUUCUCCAUGAAUUUUAGAUGGAUUUGGACAUGCAAUUCCCAUAAUCUGUUUCAUUUUAUUUUUUUGUUCCUAACUCAAUGCUUUGUGUUUCUAGUCUUUGGGUAAAGUUAACAUUUUUGCGACACGUUAAAUAAAAAUGGUUUUCAGAAACAUUUUAUAACUUCAAGGGCACUUUGGAGAUCUAGCAUUUCAGCUGAUCGUUUUUCUUAGUGACUUGGGUUUGUUCUUUCUUACGGCACCUCUUUGUUCAAAGUCAAAUUCAUUCAGUAGAAGACUUUUUUUCCUUAAGGAUCAGGUCCUAGCUUGAGCCUAUGAAUAAUGCAGGUGUUCUCUUUUGUUCCUGUUUAGACUGGGCUGGCAAGUUUAGUAUAGACCUGCCUAAGUUUGGUGUUCUCAUCUGUAGUGUUUCAGAAAGAACAGAGGGCUCUCUUUCCACUCCGCGUUCGGCUGCGGUAUCGUUACAAAACCCCGUCCCACUUUCUAAGCGAGUCUUAGUGUGUUUUGAGCCAGACCUUAAGCUGAUGGGAGCCAGCCUGGCACUUGGGAAGCUGUGCUCAUUUACAGCGGCUGGCAAUCGGGGCUGGUGCAUUUGAGAGUGCAGUUCCUUUCUUUUUGAAGGUGUUUCCUCUGUUUGAGUUGUGUGCAAGGGGGAGGUCAUCACUGUCUUAAAAAAAAAAGUAAAAAGUAAAAAAAAAAGUAAAAAAAACCUGUGGAUGCAAGUUUGACAAGAGUGUAGGCUGUAAUCUAGUGCCAACCAAUAAACACGCCAGUAUUUCACACA
Messenger RNA from Dromaius novaehollandiae (emu), 10120 nucleotides. It is a transcript of the gene RPS10, whose product is annotated as ribosomal protein S10. Gene Ontology annotation, cellular component: cytosolic small ribosomal subunit. The record is from RefSeq and is a predicted model, not a curated record. Lineage: Eukaryota; Metazoa; Chordata; Aves; Casuariiformes; Dromaiidae. Gene Ontology annotation, molecular function: RNA binding; pyrophosphatase activity; structural constituent of ribosome. The coding region runs from base 27 to 1049 and encodes 340 amino acids. The transcript is spliced from 9 exons.